Molecule: messenger RNA, 14428 nt
Organism: Pelobates cultripes (western spadefoot toad)
Lineage: Eukaryota; Metazoa; Chordata; Amphibia; Anura; Pelobatidae
Source: the annotation of a GenBank genome assembly
AUGGCGGCGGCCUGGGGGUCCCUGUUACACGGGGUGGCAGAGGCCCUGGGGGCUUCGGAAGCGGCGCUUAGGCUCAUCCUUUCCAUCUUCAUCGGUGAGUGCGAGACAGGCUCUGAGUGUGAGUGUGAGAUCUAUGGGGAGAGUACAGGGGCUGUGUGAGUGUGACAGUGUGAGAGGAUCUGAGUAUGAGGGGAUCUGAGUAUGAGUGGCUGUCUGAGUGUGACAGUGUGAGUGUGGGGGGGCUGUCUGAGUGUGACAGUGUGAGGGGAUCUGAGUGUGAGUGGGUCUGAGUGUCUGAGUGUGUGACAGUGUGAGGUGUGAGUGUGAGGGCUGUGAGUGUGACUGGGUGUGAGUGUGAUCUGAGUGUGGGGUGAGUGAGUGUGGGGGAUCUGAGUGUCUGGGGAUCUGAGUGUGAGAUCAUGGGGGGAUCUCUGAGUGUGAGUAUGGUGAGUGGAUCUGAGUGUGGGGAUCUGUGUGAGUGUGAGUCUGGGGAGAUCUGAGUGGGGGAGGCUGUGUAGGGGGAUCUGAGUGUGUGAGUGAGUAUGGGGGGAUCUGGGAGUGUGAGUGUGAGGGGAUCUGAGUGUGUGGGGGGGGUGAGGGGGGUGUGACAGUGUGAGUAUGGGGGAUCUGAGUGGUAUGGGGGGAUCUGAGUGUGUAUGGGGGGUCAGUGUGAGUAUGGGGUGUGGUAUCUGCGUGUGUAUGGGGGGUAUGAGGGGGGGAUCUGAGUGGGACAGUGGGUAUCUUGAGGGGUCUGAGUAGGAGAGUGCGUAUGAGGGGAUCUGAUUGGGAGAAUGUGAGUAUUGUGAAAUGAGUGUGAGUAUGGAUGGAUCUGAGUGGGAGUAUAGGGGGAUCUGAGUGGGAAAAUGUAAGUAUGAGGGCUCUCAUUGGGAGUCUGGAGGGUUUUGACUGGGACAGUGAGUAUGGAGUGAUCAGAGUGGGAGUAUUGUGAAGUGAGUGUGGAGGCGUCUGAGUAUGAGGGAAUGUGGUGGGAAGAUCUUUAGUGGAAAUACCUGCUGCACAUAUUUAACCUCCCUUCUAGCAUAGUGAAACCUACUAUGUACACUCAAAUAUUGAUUUCUUAAAAUAUACAUACACUGUAUAACUACUACAUAUACUCCAGCAUAUAGAUGUUCUAAGUACACCUGUCUUUGCUUAAUAAAUACAUACAGUGUGUACCUGUUGCAAUCACUGUUCCUCCUUCUACUGUAUUGUAACCUGCAAAAUGUUUAGUACACCUGUGUGUGUGUGUGUGUGUGUGUGUAUAUAUAUAUAUAUAUUACACACAUAUUGCAUCUACUGUAUGUCUGCUAUACUAACCACCCCUCUCUCUACUUUAAUGUAAUCUUUAAAUUACUAAGAACACCUGUUACUUCUAUAUCAAUAAACUUAGAACCACUGUCUAUCAACUACUUUACUUACUGUAGAUCCCCUGUAAUGUAAUGCAAGGUGUAAAGUGCUAAUGUUGACACUGUUUGAUUUAAAUGUACAUAUAUUAAGGGAACACUCUGGGUACCAUAACAACUUGGAGGUCCUUGGUGCUUUCUUACCAUUAUGGGUUAUGAUUAACCCUAAAGUCUGUGCUUUAGCCCUGGAUCGCUUUGCCCCCCUAUCCUUCUGCUUUCCAAAAUUCUCCAUAAUGAAAGGCUCGGGCACACCAUGCAAUUAAUAAAGUUUAUUUCUUGGUUUGUAGAAAGUGCUCUUCUGAAAUGUUCAAUUCCUGCACUGAUUUCAUCAUUUUCAUUAAAGUGUGAAAUUUCUAUGUAAUAUAAUGUACGGGACAGAGGAGGGUUUAGUCUGUUCAGAGAGGAAUGGGAUGGGCUAGCGGGGAGGCUGUGGGCUCCUAGGGAUGUUUACAGUCAAGUUAAUGUGUGAUCUAACUAUCUUAAUGUCUCUCCAUAUCUCCCCAGGAUACCCUUUAGCCUUAUUCCAGCGAUACUUUCUCUUUAAGAAGGAGCCGUCUCAUAACCACCUGUUUAAUACUCUGACUGGACUAUGUAUCGCAUACUUCAAUUUCGGUAGGUCUUUCGGUUGAUAUGAACAGAGUUAUUCACUAAAGUGUGAACUUCCUGAAGUUCAAAUAUUAUUGCAAAAUAGUCCAAUUGAACACAUGGCUGACUUGGAGAAUUUUCCUAGUUUGGCUAUUUUGUAUUAACAUUCGAAAUUCACUUUGAAUAUCCAUAAUAUUAAUUUAGCAAAGCAGAAAUGUGGAAUCCUCUUUGAGGUCUGUUCAGGUGUCCGUGAACAAAAGGUCUCUGGCAGAGCAGUUGGCCACAAGGCAAAUACCUUGUGAAUUGGACAGGCAGCCUGAGGGGCGUGGCGAGCAAGGUGUUGCUGGUGACUGGUGCGUAUCCGGUAAACAGCUUCAGGCAGUGACAGACGACAAGGCUUUCAGCUCAUGUGUGGCCAAUAAAUUUGCACAUGUUGGGGUUAUGUGUUGCUGGGUAAUAACUCAAUUCUUUGUAUGAGUGACGUAAUCUGAGAAAACAAGUCCGAUUUGUUAGGUUGUCUAGGUUUAUUGCAUUCUGUAAAUGGUAAAAAUACUCGUCUAAUGGGUUCAAUCCCUCAUUCAGCGAUUACACUUUCAGGUCAGACUGUGAGAGAUUAAUCACCAAGACAAUUAAAUUCUUACCUUAGGGCACACAUACUUUCUAAAACAAACUGGUAUGUGUGCCAACUGUACCCUGAGUCACUGGCACACAGCUACUGGCACGUCUCCCAUUGUAACACCUGACUCUGGAAAAAGAGCAAAGCCCAAGUACUUGGUUCAAAGUGUGUGCAGCUGCUGGCAGUCACCCUCUUGUGGCCACUUAAAGAACGUCUACAAAUAGCCUAUAACAAACAUACUUUAAUUAGCCCUUUCCAUUUGCGGAAGGAAGGUGACAAUCGUAUGCAUUUUAUUUAGAUCUAUCCGGGCUUGGCUAAUAUUUUUAGAAUGGUGGUAAAGAGGCGUGAGAGCUGGCAGUGUACUUUAUUUGAGUAAUACUGUAAUUAUAGAGCUCAGCCCAACUUCAACGUUGCUUAAUCUUUUCCCGGCAGGGCCACAUUCAUCUUUGCUUCUCAUUUAAGUUGAAGAAGAAAGACCUACUUGCACAGUAUGUACAAUUCUUAUAGGUAGUGACAACUGCUGUAGAAAACCAGAAUGUGCACCAACACUUAAUUUUUUACACUGACAAUCCUUGAUAUUCCCUAAAUAUACUUAUUUGAUAGUAAUGUAAUAAUAAAUAUUGUCAAUUCUUUUAGCUGCUACCGCACUUCUUGUACACCCCUCCAAAAUAACACAGAUCAAAACAACCUUUGUGUCCACUUCUGUUUACCUGUAGUUCAAACUUGAUGAUUUUGUAUUUCUUCUGGAAAUAAGAGCAAAAAAAAUAAAAAAAUAAAAAUAUUUGACUCCAUCCACUAUUAGCACUUCUGCUUUUAGAAGUGGUUAUGGUGGUAGGAAUCUAUCAGGGCAGCCUUUGUGCUUGAAAGAGAAUGCACUUUUGUGCCGGGGCUCAUUACAGAGUUUCGGGCUGUCUAAUAUCAAUUAUGUGCAAAAAGUACUUUUGUUGUCAGUGUGCACUGCUCGUUGGCUACAGUUAUCUGCUUCUAGCAUUGCAGACAGCACUGGGAACGCGUCUGCAAGGCUUAGCCUGGAUCUCCCCUUCCUCCCUCUCCCAAUUAUUUUUUAAACCAGCAAGCAAACACUGUUAAACAAACAAACAUACAAACCAAGAUAAAGCAACAAAAACUUUAAAAAGAAUGUUAUGCUUGUAAACCUAUUGCAUUGAUUUCCGAAGCUAGAAGAGUUUCUUCAACCGUCCCCCAGCCCCCGUUUUCCACCCAGCUCAGUUUCAGACCAGUCCACUAAUGACAGAAAUUAGGCAUAAUUGUGUAGCAGCAGGAGCAAGAAACCAGACACCGUAGCCUGCUCUGCAUGGUUACACUGAACAGACUUCAUUCACCUGUCAGGGUGUAGCAAGCUGAAGCAAUCUUACAACUGUAAAUCUGUCAGACCUGCCCAAUGUACUUUUUCAGCAUUCCUAGGGAUAGGACACAAAUUGGUUAGGUCAGUUUCCCCCCUGGACUGGGUGUGGAAAGCAUAAGAAAGGAAAACAGAUAACCAUAAAAAAAUAAAUCAUAUUUACCUGUUUUGUUUCAGACUGCUGAGUUCGGCAACUGUCUCAUUCAAAGCUAACGCUUUUGAAUGAGACUGUUGUCUCAAAGUGAUUCAUGUCCCUUUAAUGACAGUGCCUUUUUUUUUUUUUUUCCUAAUGUCCUUCCACAUUCCCUGUCUACCCACCCCGCCUCAGAGCACACACAUGUGGUCUGAGCUGGUGAGAAUUGUCCAAUCAGAUGCUCCUCUGAGUGUUUCAUUGGACCGGAGAAGGAGUGAUGUCAGAUGGUGCGUGAAGACCAGUGAGGGGAGCUUUGCUUGGAACAGUAUUCCCGGAAAAGUUAACUCUUUAGAGAUUUUAUUUUUAAUUGGGAGGGGAGCAAGUAAAUAAUGCAGGACAUUGUACAUUAAAAAAAAAAAAAAAAAAGUUUAGUCACAAAGAGUUGGAGUAACUCUUUAAAGGAUCAAUAUAGGGUCAGGACCCUGUAGUGUUAAAAACACUAUUGAGGUAUCUGGCUCCCCUUAUCGCCCUUAAAUAAGUUAAAACUUACCUUUAUUCCAAUGCAGCACAACGUUUCCCACAGGAAAGCAUUGGAUUGGCUGAGAUCGUCGAUUCUGAUGAUCUCAGCCAAGGAUGUGAGGUGGGGGCAGAGCCAAAUGCCGCCCUGUCCAGUCAGCAUCUCCUCAUAGAGAUGCAAUGAAUCAAUGCAUCUCUGUGGGAAUGCUCAGCUUCUACAUGAAUGUCUGUGUCAGGGCACUGAAAAAGGCAGUGUGCACAUUAGAAACCCUGCAGGGACAUACUAUACCCACCAGAACAACUACAUUAAGCUGUAGAUAUUUUGGUGUCCUUUUAAGCAGACGUUCUUAGUGAAGAAAUAGGAAUCCUGGAAUUCUAUGAAAAAGAGACAUUCAGAGUUUCUUCCACGUGUAAUUUGAGUUUUGGCUGAGCACACAAUGCAAUGCUUUGAGAUCCAUUGUGCAUGUUAUGAGUAUUUAUCGUGUAACUCAAUGAAAAACCUUCUAUUCAAAUAUGUUUUGAUCUGUACAAUUCUAAGCAGCUUCACCACAAUGUGCAGAUCUGUCAUAAAAGGCAAGAACUGCACCAUUUUGUUUUACCUGAAGAACAAAAGGCGCUGUGUAAAUGCAAAUCUGCUUAUGCAAAAUAUUACUGAGCUGUUUAAAUGGCCUAACUAUUCUUGCUAAGUUUUUUUCUCUUUGCCCUCUUUCAAAUUUUGCAUAGCACUUCGUGUUUAACCCUCUCUACUCUGACAGGCACAGAGAUUAUUUUGGAAUCUGUCGGGUUAUUCACUAAAGGGUGAAUUGCAGAGAGUUCAAGUUGAAUUAAAAAAAUUAAGGCCAAAAUAACUAAACUGGAAGUCCGAUAAGGAUUUAAUAUGGCUAUUUUGGCCUUGCCUUAAUUAUUUGCUUUGAAUUCCUGACAUUUCACACUUGGUCCAACCAUAGACACCAAUGUUUGUUAUAAAUUCGCCGUGUCCCUUGGCAUAAGGAAAAUGAUAAAUUCCUAGCUCUGAAUCUAAAAAGACAUGAAGGCUACUCUCUUCAUAUGGGCAAGCACACACUAGCAAGUGUGUGUAUGUGUGUAUAUAUGUAUAUAUAUUCUAGCAUGAUAUCUGGAAACCCUGACCGGCACAAUAUAUAUUGGGGAAGGGGCACUAAUGCUGGUUUAAAAUAUAUAUGCAGGUGCUGACAUGAAGUAUAGUGUAUGGCUCAACAAAUCCCAGGUGCCAUGGCGACUAGAAAUUUUGUCCUGGCACCUGGUAUGUGAAGCCCUUUAGCUAUAGGCGAGAUGGGGGAACAAUGGAGCCAGCCGGUCAUCUUAGGGAGUGUGGAGGUGGCUGGCUCAGAGAGUUUGGAGGCGGCUGCCCUGGGGAUAUUGGAGGCGGCCGUCCUGAGGAUACAGUUACCACCUUUUGUUGAAAAAAAUACUGGCCAUUCUAAUUUGCAUAAUUAAUUAUAUAUGCGUGACAUCACAGGGCACGACAUACAUAAAAGAAUGAGAACAUUUGGAAGUAGAAAAUUACCAAAUUUACUAAUAAACUAUUUACAAUGUUUGUACUUUGUCUGACUGUGUGUAUAGCAUUGUAAAUGUGAGGCAGUGUGUGUGUGUAUGUAUGGUCUGUAUGAGUGUGUGUGUGUCUACAAUGUCUGUGUAUGUUAUUGUGUGUAUGUGUAUAAAGUAUAUAACAAUGUGUGUACAUACCAUUUAUAUCUUGGAGGCGGCCGCCCUGGGCUUCAUGGAGGCGGCAGGCUGGGGCAGCGCGCAAGGAAGCGGUGAUCUUCCUGCAGCUCCUCUGCUCCCUCACGCUGUGUAAUGAUGCCCGGAGCCAGAAUAUGACGUCAUUCCGGCCCUGGCAUCACUACAGACAGUGCGAGGGAGCAGAGCGGAGCUGCAGGAAGAUCACUGCUCACUCGCACACAGGAAUAGCAGCCCCACUGGACCCCAGGGAAAGUCCACUCGGCUCUCCCAAAGGUAGGGAGGCUGGCUGAAUUAAAAUUAAAAUGGAAAAUGUCAAUUUGUGUGUGUAUGUAUGUCAAUUUGUGUGUGUGUCUGUAAGCGUGUAUAGGUGUGUGUAUAGGCACCCCUCCAAUCACGAGAAAGGUGUUUUCUUUUCCACGCCGUGCCAGCUUUCCAUGGCUUGUCCUGCCUUCGUGGCUGAGAAUCAAUCUUUAAGAUCUCAGCUAAAUCAAUGCGUUCCUAUAGGAAAGCUUUGGGAAGAUAUUGUGCAUGUUAUCUAUGGGUAACAUUCAGCACCUCCAUCCAGAGUGUGGAGACGCUGCACACUGUGCAGCACUGACACAAGACUCUAGUGGCCGUCUGAGUGACUGUCACUAGAGGUGUUACUAGACAAAAAUGUAAACACAGCCUUUUCUCUGAAAAGGCAGCAUUUACAUUGAAAAGGCUACAGGGACAGGCUAUAGGCACCAGAACAACUACAUUAAGCUGUAGUGGUUCUAGACUAUAGUGUCCCUAUAAGAUUUGUAUAUUUCUCGUAAAUUAAACUUUGCCGGUUUUAAAAAAAAAACAAAAACGUUUUUAGCUGGCUCCUUGAUUCUAAACAAAUUUCUCAAGCCCUGGUGUAUAUAAUACAAAACAUUAUUAAAAUCUUCGUAAUAUGAAAGGAAUGUUCUAUUUCUAUUGUCUCCUUACGUAGGGUCUCAGAUGUACCAUUCCUUACUUUGCGUCGUCCUGCACUUUCUUAUGCUGAGGCUCAUGGGAAGGACCAUAACUGCAGUAUUGACUAGCUUCUGCUUUCAGAUGGUGAGUAAAAUUUAUGGGUAAGGAUCCUAGCUAAAUUAAAUCCUGUCUCAACAAGUGAUAAUAUAUAAUACAUAAUAUAAUGGUCAUAAUCUGUGCUAUCAAUGCCUAUCAUUCUAUCAUCAGGCAUUUUUUUGUAUUAUAAUUUUUUUACAAUACCGUCCAUUUGUAAUUUUUGGGUGUUAUUUGCCUGCUAUAGCUGACUUUACAGUUUUGCCUGUGAUAAACGUUUUAGGUUUUGUGAUUUCCUGUUCCUUUAGCCACAUGGGACCUGGGCACAGUGAAGGCUGUAAUUGGAGUGGGAGGAGUUGGAGUGGGAGGAGUACUCUCUUCUUAUACUCUUAGGAAGAGAGCUUACGACUGUCCGCUAAAUAUAGAUGCAGCGUUGUGGCUGCACUGUAUAGUUACAAAGUGUAUGAGGUCUCUAUAGGAAACUCUACAUGAAUAUCACGUGUUGCAUCAAAUCCAGUCCCAUAAAACACAGCAAACACCAGUGUCAGGUUUAACAUUAAAUGAUUGUCUCGCCAGAGGCAAGUGUUGCUCCAAUUACUGUUAAUCAUAACCCAAACCAGAAAUAAUGUGGAAUAUUCUUAAUAAAAUAAAAAGACGUUGGUUAGCUGUUUCUCAUACAGGUGAGCCAUCAUAGUCCUGUUUUCUAAUUGGCUACACAGGAAGUGACCUCAUAUCAACAUGAUCAUAUCAAAAUGAGAAGGUCGCAGAUUAGACCAGAUGUCUCCGUAUAGGGUCACUCAUAGGGUUAUUCACUGACUCCGUAGGGACUUUACGAAGGAUUUUCAGAUUGUAGCCAAUCUGUUACAUAUGUUAUUUUUAUGGCAAAAUCACACAUCUGUACUGUAAUUCCCUGCAGGUUUUCUAUAGUUCUAGACCAUAAGCCUUGCUGUUCUCUUGUGCGUUUAUUCACUGAAUGUCACAUUUCGUCAGUAGAUUGUCUAUUUUAGCCUUUAUUUUGCCUUCAGGUCAUUCUAAAAAUGUUAUGUCUGCACUGUUGUACCUUCAUUUUUCAGAGAUUCACACCUUACAAAUGUUUGUACCGCUUUUGCCAGUGUUUGACUGAAGUUGGUUACUUUUUUCAUAGCCAGCCUAUGUAACAUUGUCAUUGAAAUAUGUUCUGUAUUUUAUCUUUGAAAUCACUGUGAAAGUUUUGACUUAAAAUGAAAAUGAUUGAUUUAUAUAGCGCCAGCAUAUUCUGCAGCGCUGUAUAAUAGGUAAACAAGACAAACACUAAAACCUUGACAUACUGGAACAGUAGGCGAAAAGGGCCCUCUUCGAACAAGUUAACAAUCUGUAAAAUUAAUCUAAAUGUAAAGUGAAAUAAACGCAAAUGAAAUAUUAGAGCAUUUAAAAUCUGUCUGCAUUUUGUAUUCACAGACAUAUCUACUUUGUGGUUACUACUACACAGCCACGGAUAAUUAUGAUAUCAAGUGGACAAUGCCACACUGUGUACUCACACUCAAGCUUAUAGGUAGGUAUGCUCCUUUUGAAUACAGUGGAUGGGAGGCGGGAGAUGUUGGUGGAUGUAGUGCAUAUGGAUCGGUGAAGGGCUUGUGUUGAAGAGAAGUUGAAUGAAUGUGGCAGGAGAGGAUUUGUUUAGGGAAACUGGGGUUUUGAAGCAAGGGUAAGGAGAGGAGGUGGGUGGGAGGAAAUACUGGAGAGAUUGAGAUAUGGGACAGUGGUGACAGUAGAGGGUUUGAAUGUGAGGACGGGGGAGAUCAGCUGGGCAGGAGGAAGAUGGUGGGAUAAGUUUUGGUGUGAAGGGGUUUGGCUGGAGUAGGAAUAGAUAGGUUUAUAUAGCAGCAAUAAGUAAUGGAUGGGUAGGGGAGCUUUAUUUGGAUUUAUGGAGACCAUAGCUCUGUGUGGUUGAUCAGAAUAAAAAAUGUUAAGGUUUACAGGCUGCGUAAUAAAUAUUGUGCCAUUCCCUGUUCCUCUCAUUCCUCUAGGUCUUGCUUUCGAUUACUAUGAUGGAGGAAAAGACAAGGUGAGUGGCAUGUUUAAGCCUGUGGGUUUGUAGCGGCAUAUAUUUGUCACUGUUCCAAGUUCGGCUUCACCUGCAUUUACUUUGAGAUAAAGUGAAGCUCCGUAAUCAUCGUGUUUAACAGAUCUUGUCCUGGCUCUGUACCAGUUUAACAUUUUCCGCCCCAAGGCAAAAAGAUCUCUUUCUGUUACAGCCCAAGUUCUGCCUAAUCUCUGGAAAGCAGCCAGUUACUGUUUCUGUAAUGUUACCUGUAACUUGUGAGUCUCAUGACAUGUAAUUUGUCUGUUUGGCACAGUGACCCCUGACCCAUUCAAUCCUGUUUAUUAAAUAUUGAUAUGUGACAGCAGGUAAUACUGGUGAUAACAUAGAGAUUGGACACCAAAGGGCAAUGAUCACAAAUGUUUUUCAGCUCGAGAGCCAAAUCAGCAAAAAUCAAGUAACUGAACUAAAGGUGCCAAGAAAAAUUUAUUUUUUACUCUCAUUUUCUUAGAUCCCUCUUCCUUUUCUGCAUUGUCAUCUCCCAUAUCUUCCCUGAUUUCCUUCUCUCAUAUCUUCAUGCUUGGACGUUUCUUCACCCCCUUGGUGCCAUACUACUUUUAUUUAUUUAUUUAUAUAUAUAUAUAUAUAUAUAUAUAUAUGUAUAUAUAUAUAUAUAUAUGUAUAUAUAUAUGUAUAUGUAUAUGUAUAUAUAUAUAUGUAUAUGUUUCUCUACUUUCUUCAUCAGUAUUCACAGUCCAGGCUGCAUCUCUUUUAACUUGCUCCUUCUCCGUUCCUACUCGUUCCAUUUUAGUAUUCACUCUUUACCCCUAUUUCUGAUCUUUAACAUCAGUCUUUUUGGUGAGCUAUCCCUUUCCAAGUGUGGUUCUUUCCUUCUCAAUGCUUCUGUAUUGUAUGUGGUUUUUGUGCAUUAUGUGCAAGGGUACAUCCAGAUGAUGUCAUGGGAAAUUAUGGGCCCCAGGAUUAAUGCCUGUCUUGUAAGCAACACAGAGUGGCACCUCUAAAGCUUCUAAGUUGACUAUCACUGCUAUUACAGUGCCCCCAACAUCCAUCUGUCAAUAUCUCACUUCAUGCAGAGAACAGCAACUUAGUUACACACUCCCCCAAUAUAUUUCCAAGAAUGUGAAAGUGCUGAGGAUCCCAGUGACAGCGGUUAAUUUCACGUGCUGUGACUGGUUUUCUGGUCAAUGUCAAUGAACCUCGAUCUCUCUCGUUGGCAGAGUUCUCUUACACCUGAGCAGCAGCGUCACAUUGUACCCAGAGCCCCUACAUUUCUCGAGGUUUGCGGGUUCUCCUAUUAUUAUGGAGGAUUCUUAGUGGGACCGCAAUUCUCCAUGUGCAGUUACCUGAAGCUAGUGAAUGGAGAGCUGACUGAUGUCGAAGGGCAAAGGCCGAACAGGUAAGAUUGGCAGUUAUUAGGAGGCUUAAUUGAUCUCCUGUUGAUUUUGCCUGACUCCUGUCCUCUUUCUUUGUAGUAUCAGACCAGCUAUGGAGCGGCUUUGCCUUGGACUCUGUACCUUGACUAUAUACACAGUGUUUGGGCCAUACCUUCCGGAUAGCUACUUCCUGAGUGAAGAAUAUGCGGUGAGCAUCACUGUAAUUGGUAGGAGUAAGAGUGAUCUUGAAUGAUAUUCUGUCAUGAAGAGUCUGUAGAGGCUGACCUUAUCCUAUAGUUGCUGGGAAUUGGGAGCAGACAUAGUCUGUCAUGCUCUCUGGGAAAUAAAUGCAGUCAUGUCUGCUGGGAAAUGGGCAUGGUAUUCAAUACAUAAAAAAUUAAUACAUUUUAAUAAUUGAUAAAAUGAAAGGAAAUCAUCCAUUCCUUCCAUCUAUUAAGUUGUUUACCAGUUUAAAAAACUGUACACGGGACCGUGGGAGGAGACAUUAUCUUGUGGCGUAAUAAUCUGUAGUGGGAGAAGCCAUACCUUUUUAUUUAACUUUUGAUUUUUGAAUGCUUGGAUCCUGUAAAUGCCUCAGUAUAUUUCCUUUCUAACUUCCUGUUUCUUUCUCCCCCCACCCCCAAUAUGUCUUUCAGAACCAGCCUUUCUGGUACCGCUGUGUGUACAUGACAAUCUGGGGUAAAGUAAUGCUGUAUAAAUAUGUGACCUGCUGGCUGGUGACGGUAAGUAACCAAUGAGAGUGAUGUUACCUACCUGGUGUGGUAGUGCUUUAAACAUGUUAUUGCAUUUUGACCAUGUCACUGCCGUUUAUAUUGCUUCUCUCUUCCUUUUCUGCCCAUCAGGAAGGGGUCUGCAUUCUGUGUGGUCUGGGGUAUAAUGGGAAAGAUGAACAGGGUCAGCAUCACUGGAAUGCAUGCGCCAACAUGAAGGUGUGGCUUUUUGAGACCACGCCCUUAUUCACCGGAACCAUUGCCAGCUUCAACAUCAACACCAAUGACUGGGUUGCUAGGUGAGAUGUUAGGAGACUUGUCUGAGAGAUAGAGUGCUGCUCUGUAGUGACAUUUGACACUUUUUUUCUGGGAAUCUAUGUUUAAACCUUUUUUUUUUAUUUUUUUAUUUUAUUAUAGAUAUGUUUUUAAACGUCUCCGCUUCCUUGGCAACAAAGCAAUCUCUCAGGGAUCUGCCUUGUUUUUCCUGGCAAUAUGGCACGGUUUGCACUCCGGAUACCUAGUGUGCUUUGCACUUGAGUUUCUCAUUGUCACAGUGGAAAGAAAGGUCAGAGAGCUUGGCAUGAUUUGCUGAAUUACCCCUCAGUGUUAGAUAAUAUAGCGAGAGGCCUGUGAUAGAGACCUGAUAUAAUUGUUACUUUACAUAGUGUAUAAGCAUGUCUCAUGAUGUCCGUUUCCCCAUCCUUGCCUUUUUGUAGAUUCCUUAGUUCCAUGUAAUCCCCAUCCUUUUCUCCUUAGGCGAUGGAUCUGGUGAGGGACAGUCCGCUACUUACCAGUAUAUGCUCCAAUCCCGUCUUGUAUCCGUUCCUGUACAUUGCACAACAAAUCUUCCACUGGCUCUUCAUGGGAUAUCCAUUGGUGCCAUUCUGCCUUUUCACCUGGGACAAAUGGCUCAAGGUAAACUGGGCAACUGUUAUGCAACAAUUUGCGUAACUUUCACUUUCUAUACCCCACUUGUCAUUCAUUCCUUGUCUUAGGUAGAUGGCACUUAUGACUUUGUUCUUGGGUUCUCGCAUCCUUCUCAAACAGCAUUACAUUUGUCGAUGCCUUGUUAGCUUUGUAUGAAAAGAUAACCUUUGAGUUUAUCAGUGAAAUGUAGUGUGGAAAAUGGGGCCGGUUUCCUCGAUCAUUCAUUUCCUUUUAGCUGCCGAAAUAAAAAAAUCAUUUGUGGGCAUCCUUGGGUUAACUGCUGCUUGUGAGCUCGAUCAUUUUUGUUGAUAAGUGGACACACUUGUGGUCUACAUUGAGUUAAUUUACUCUUGUAACCUUUCUAAACCCAUAGCCUCUAUGUUAAUUGAACUCCUUUUUUUCUGUCUUCCAGGUGUACACAUCGGUCUAUUUCAUAGGCCAUGUAACAUUCAUAUUGCUGCUCAUUGUGCUGCCUUAUCUGCGCACUAUCCUGGUGCAAAAGAAAGACAAGCUGCAGAAAUCCCACUGAUAGUACUCUAUGGUGAGUGUCUUCUCACGAGAAGGUGGUGUCCUCCUCCAGUUCUGUCUCUACUGUCUCUUCAUCCUCCUCUUGUUCUUCAUUGACACUAAUUUAUUUAAGUUCUUAUUUGAUCUGUUUCCCUUUUCUUUUUCUUUUUUUUAUUAACUGUCUUACUUUGUUUGUGGUUUAUCUGCUUAAAGUGGAAUUGUCACUGUUGUAAAUGUGACAGUUCCUUCUUCCUUUACCCUGAAAAAGCUGUUAAAGUGUUUUUUAGUUGGGCGAGUAGUGCUGAGCAGACAAGUAAAAAAAUAAAAAAUAAAAAAAAAUGGAAACCGCAUUUUCCUCCACAGCAUUUUCAUGUUGGAGGUAAAAUACAAUGGUAACUACAGCGAAAACAUACACAUUUUGACAUAGUAAUAGCACCAUACAUGUACGUGUACCAGCACGUCCCAAGUUAAUUACAUGGUAUACGAUGGCUGUCCCCGGGCAACCAGGAAUACAAUGUAAACCUUACUUUUAAUUAGAUAAUGGUUUGUGUAAGAAUCUCAGUAGUGACAGUUCCACUUUAUCCCCCUUUGUCCUCGCAAAUUGUCACCUGUUUGUUUCCACCAUUUCUGUCCUUUCAAUCUAAUUUUUGUUUAAGCCGUCUUUCUUUAAUAGACUUUCCUUUUAUUUAACCAUUUGUCCACUGGCUGUUUUCUGCCAAUAAAGGCAGGUACAUUUAUUUAGUAAACUUGCCUGUUAGUGGAUUAUGCAGAGUGAAACUGGCUAACAUUCAGUGUUUGAUAAAUAGGCAAAUCCCUUGAGAUGAAAGAUUCACAAUAAAAAAUGACUGAUUUUAAAGCAGACACCAGAUGGUACUGAACGACAUAUACUCAUCUGGUUGAAAUGACAGAAUAUCAACAGAAUUUGCCUUCACUGAAAGUGAGUGUUGGAAAUCUACUAAUAUUCGGUCAUUUUGAUGGAACUUUGCUAAUCUAGACUUCAUUCGACCCACCACGAAUAAACUGUGAUAUGUUUCUUAUUUUUAUGUUUUAUGCACACAUUUAUUUACUAAACUAUAACUUGUCGGGAAUUAACAAACUUUAAUCCGCUGCAAAUUUUAAGGCCAGAAGGAUGAGCUGGAAACAUUUUUCUCAACUAUUUCUGUAUGCUGAGACUUCCUUCAUUUUAUUUUUGUGUUUGUCCUCUCUCCUUAGAUUGUAUGCUGCUCCUCGCCAGUACUCCAGAAAGCUCCUUCCAUGCUUGUUUGGAGGAUGAAGAUGAAGGAUGGGAGACCAGGGAGUUUACACUGCCAGGAAAUAAAAUUGCUGAUUUUUUUUUUUUUUUAAAUUAAAAACUAUUUGCAGUUGCUGAUAACCCUGAGGGAAAAGGGGUGUUGGGGGUCACCCUGUUUUUUUAGACUUUUCUACUGUCUGGGGUGUUUCCCAGACGAUCUACUUGAACUUUUUACGUUUCUGAAACCUUCUUUCUCACAGCACAGUUCAAGUCUGAAAGUGGCCGGCGACUAG